This is a messenger RNA of Fusarium coffeatum, 690 nucleotides long. RefSeq lists its product as uncharacterized. The coding region runs from base 1 to 690 and encodes 229 amino acids. Lineage: Eukaryota; Fungi; Ascomycota; Sordariomycetes; Hypocreales; Nectriaceae. The record is from RefSeq and is a predicted model, not a curated record. The transcript has 2 exons.
AUGGCUGGCCUUCAACCUAACAUCUGGGCCGGUGUGGCCGUUCCAUGGCUUGCGGCGUUGAGCUCACUUGUUAUGCGUGUUUGCGCCCGACGCAUGACCAAGAUGAGUUGGUGGUUUGACGAUUACUUUUCUAUCUUGGCAUUUAUCUUUGCGACCGGAUACUGUGGCAUCAUGGUGCAGUGGACGUUGCACACAUAUCUAGGCAUUAAGAUCCCGGACUCGAUUCCAUCUGAUGAGCGGGAGGCCAUCCUUCAACAAGCCCGUUUCCUUGCCUUCCUCAAUUCUUUGUGCUAUGCCUCAUCUAUCGCCUGUUCCAAGAUAGCCAUCUUGUCGCUUUACUGGCGUCUUUUUAGCAUCUCCUCAAUUCGAAUCCCAAUUCUGGUCAUGCUUGUGAUGGUGGUUAUAUGGAUUAUCCUUCGAACAUUUAUGCUUACUUUCCGUUGUGUCCCUGUCCAAUCUCUUUGGGACUACACUAUCACCGACAAGGUUUGCAAUCUCGACAGUGGCCAGUUCUUCCUGGGUACCAUUACGACUCACUUCAUAAUGGAUCUCGCUAUCCUUGUUCUACCAAUUAUUGAGGUUGCCCGACUUACCCUUCCAAAGGGUCAAAAGCUUGCUAUUGCUGCUUUGUCUUACUCGGCGCUAUGUAUGGUCCCUGACGUUGUGUCACGUGUUCGUUCAUCAAGCUGA